Molecule: messenger RNA, 1170 nt
Organism: Camelina sativa (false flax)
Lineage: Eukaryota; Viridiplantae; Streptophyta; Magnoliopsida; Brassicales; Brassicaceae
Product: protein OXIDATIVE STRESS 3 LIKE 4
Source: RefSeq, a predicted model, not a curated record
CCUUCAAUUUUAAUUUUAUUUUUAAAGAAAAAAAAAAAACCUUAUCCCUUCUCUCUCUCUUCUUCUCUCUUAUUGUCCCUGCUAUGGCGAUUUCUACUAUUCGCUGAGUCCUGAUCUUUAAAGAUUUGAUGAGACAGAAACUUCAGAAAAAAAAAAAAGUAAAAGAAAUACAAAACCCCGUGUAGUACAGUCCGACCAAAUCUGUCUUGUGAUCUGAACAAGUACGGUUACUUGUAUGGAGUUGAUGGCUAAACCAACGUUCUCCAUCGAAGUCUCUCAAUACGGAACCGAUCUACCGACCUCGGCGACGACGAGGGAGAAAGCUUCGUCUUCUUCAUCCUCUUUCGAGACAGCAAACGAAGAAGAAUCUGGUAGUCUAAGCCGUCCAGGAAGUAGAAUCUGGUCAGGACAAACCGCUGAUUACUCAUCUGAUAGUUCAUCAAUCGGAACACCUGGAGAUAGCGAAGAAGACGACGACGACGACGAUGAUGAUGAACAAAGCCAAAACGAUGACGUUUCUUCUAAUGAACUAGGGCUUCGUGGGUUAGCUUCAAUGAGCUCUCUUGAAGAUUCUCUCCCCUCAAAGAGAGGGUUAUCGAAUCAUUACAAAGGGAAAUCAAAAUCAUUUGGGAAUUUAGGAGAGAUCGGGAGUAGUAGUGUGAAAGAAGUAGCUAAACAAGAGAAUCCAUUGAAUAAAAGAAGAAGAUUACAGAUCUGUAAUAAAUUAGCAAGGAGAUCGUUUUAUUCUUGGCAAAACCCUAAAUCUAUGCCUCUGUUACCAGUUAACGAAGAUGAAGAUGAUGAUGAUGAGGAAGAUCUGGAAUCUGGGUUUGAUGAGAAUAAUAAAUCAUCGAGUGAGGAUGAUGAGCAAGGAGGAGGUGGUAGAGUUAAGAAGGUUGUUGCGAGGAAAGGAUCUUUCAAGAACAGAGCUUACAUGUCUCGGAGUUGUUUCGCACUUUCAGAUCUGAUUGAGGAAGAAGACGAUGAUGAUGAUCAAUAAUUAAUUUAAUUGCAAAAUGCAAUGAUGAAAUUUUUUUUUUCUUUGUUCAUAAGUUUUUUUUUUGUUCGUUCUGAAAAAUAUUAAUUUUAAUUUUCGUCGAGCGAAUUAAUGUUUUCGUUUUAAUUCGGAUAAAAUUAAAAGUUAAUGAUACAAAAUUAAUUUUGAAUCGA